GUGCACAUCACAGGGGCACACAGGAGCUUUCUGCUUCAGGUACUCGGGGUGACUCCCUGCACGGAAAAAACAGCGAAUCUCGGUCACCCUAAAACGCGCUGACCUUCCCAACAACAAGGAUUUGGUGUCCGAGCUGAGUGCACGCUGGCCAGAGGUCCAUCAGCAGCAGUGCAGUGGAGCAGGGAGCUGUCCGUGGUGCUGAAUUCCUCAGCUAACAGAAAUCCCCAUUGCACACUCAUGUGCCUGGGCCGCUCCUGAUAGCUCCCAUUCCUAGCAGCAACUGACCACCACCUCCACAUCCAAGAUGGACGACGACGGGCGUUACAGAGACGGCCGCUCAGACUUUGUCCGCGGCGCCAAGGACAUUGCCAAAGUGGCUAAGAAACAGGUCGGCAAGAAGAUGGGGCGCGGUGUGGACAAAAUGGCUGACGAGUACACCAAGCGCUCCUAUAAACGCUUUGAGGAGGAAGAUGAUGAUGAAGACUACGGCGGCGUGCCAAGCAACGCUGGCGGAUAUUAUCGCAAUGACAGCCGGGCCAAUGAUGAUGAAGGUCACAGCGACUCCACCGAAGGACACGAUGAGGAUGAUGAGAUCUACGAAGGGGAGUACCAGGGUAUUCCGAGGGCUGACUCGGGCAAGACUGGCAGCAUGGACGGGGUGGCGGCCGCCCAGGCGCAGCAGUUCAGGGAUCUGUCGGCUUAUGAGGGCGAGAGGCGGAAAGACCAGGAGGAGCUCGCCCAGCAGUACGAAACCAUCCUGCAGGAGUGCGGCCACGGAAAGUUCCAGUGGACGCUCUACUUUGUCCUGGGGCUGGCGCUGAUGGCGGACGGCGUGGAGAUCUUUGUAGUCGGCUUCGUGCUGCCCAGCGCAGAGAAGGAUAUGUGUCUAUCUGAACCCAACAAGGGCAUGCUGGGUCUGAUCGUGUACCUGGGGAUGAUGGUCGGGGCCUUCGUGUGGGGCGGCUUGGCUGAUCGGAUCGGCCGACGGCAGACCCUCCUCAUCUCCCUCUCCAUCAAUAGCGUGUUUGCCUUCUUCUCGUCCUUCGUCCAGGGCUACGUCUCCUUCCUCUUCUGCCGCCUGGCCUCUGGUGUGGGUAUUGGCGGCUCCAUCCCCAUCGUGUUUUCCUAUUACUCUGAGUUCCUGGCCCAGGAGAAGCGAGGAGAGCAUCUGAGCUGGCUCUGCAUGUUCUGGAUGAUCGGCGGUAUCUACGCCUCCGCCAUGGCCUGGGCCAUCAUCCCACACUACGGCUGGAGUUUCCAGAUGGGCUCGGCCUAUCAGUUCCACAGCUGGCGUGUCUUUGUGUUGGUGUGUGCCUUUCCCUCUGUGGCGGCCAUCUCUGCCCUCACCACCAUGCCCGAAAGCCCCCGUUUCUACCUGGAGAAUGGGAAACAUGACGAGGCGUGGAUGAUUCUGAAGCAGGUCCAUGACACCAACAUGAGGGCCAAGGGUUACCCAGAGAGGGUCUUCUCUGUUACCACCAUUAAAACAGUGAAGCAGAUGGAUGAGCUGGUGAACUUGGGCGAUGGAGCCGCCUGGCAUCAGAAAUGGAGGAUCAAGCUCAUUACACUUUUCCAUCAGGUGUGGAGUAACUUCCAGACCGUUUUCUCCCCCGAAUAUCGCCGCACCACCUACAUGAUGAUGGCUGUGUGGUUCUCGAUGUCCUUCAGCUACUACGGUCUGACAGUGUGGUUCCCCGACAUGAUCAAGUACCUGCAGAAGCAGGAGUACGCCUCACGCACCAAGGUUUUCGUUAAGGAGAAAGUGGAACAUGUCACCUUUAACUUCACCCUGGAAAACCAGGUCCACCGCCAGGGAGAAUACUUCAACGACAAGUUUAUGAACCUGAAAAUGAGAUCUAUGGUGUUUGAGGACUCGCUGUUUGAGGAGUGUUACUUUGAGGACAUCACCUCCAGCAACACCUUCUUCAAGAACUGCACCUUCAUUGCGACACUCUUCUACAACACAGAUCUAUUCAAGUACAGGUUGGUCAAUUGCAAGCUAAUCAACAGCACUUUCUUGCACAACAAAGAGGGCUGCCUGCUCAGUGAUGUGAGCGAUGAGAACAAUGCCUACAUGGUCUACUUCGUCAGUUUCCUGGGCACCUUGGCUGUGUUGCCAGGCAACAUCGUCUCCGCGUUGCUCAUGGACAAGAUUGGACGACUGAGGAUGCUAGCGGGCUCCAGUGUCAUCUCUUGCAUCAGCUGUUUCUUCCUGUCCUUUGGAAACAGCGAGUCGGCCAUGAUUGCUCUGCUCUGCCUGUUCGGGGGAAUCAGCAUCGCUUCCUGGAAUGCCCUGGAUGUGCUGACCGUCGAGCUCUACCCCUCUGACAAGAGAACCACGGCAUUCGGCUUCCUCAACGCCCUCUGUAAAUUAGCAGCCGUUUUAGGCAUAAGCAUCUUUACCUCCUUCGUUGGUAUCACCAAGGCGGUCCCCAUCCUCUUUGCCUCGGGGGCGCUGGCGGCGGGCAGUUUUCUGGCCCUCAAACUACCAGAAACGCGGGGUCAGGUGCUGCAAUAGUGUGGCGCCAACAACUUUCCCCAGGGGUGGGGGGGUGGGGGGGCUGCAGAAGAGUUUUCACCACACUGUGAAUGAGCAGCUCAAGAGCCCUUCAAAUCCUUCCCUCUAACCCUCCUCUCUCAUAAUGAUAGAGUUUGUGCACAUAACACAGAAGAGAGACGCAGAUCUGCUGUAAAUAUUUGGGAUUGGUGAUUAUUUGACAGAUAGUGACGCUGUGACAAACAAUUGGAAAGCCUGAAGAAAUGCUGAGCUGAGACAAAUUGCUAAUGAGGUCAAAAUAACAUUAAAGGGACAGUAUGGGUUUUAUUGGAGUGGGGUUGCAUGAGGUACUUAUCCAUAGUCAGUGUGUUACAUACAGUUAAUGUCAGUCUGCACGCCCCCAGUUUGGAGAUUCAGUCUGGAGUCUGACAUCGAAGUAAAGCAGUGCACUGCUGUGGAGGGGAGCAGCAACAACAUGCAUUUUAACCCUCUAAAAACAAUAUUAAAAAAAUCACAAUCAGUUCAAGAAUAUUUUCAUAGCAUUACCCUUCCGUCAGACAGCCUGUUUUGAUGGUAAAGACCUUAUCAGCUUAAAUUUCCCACCUACGUUCUCGUCAAAACCACCAGACUUUAUUGAAAAAAACUAAUUUAAACUCGCUGAGCACAGGAGGCUCUGGUCUGCUGCUGCCUUGAUCAGUUAGAUAUUUUGUGUUAUAGUGUGACUUUGGUGAAUCUGAACUAACACUUUCAAACGGCAAAGUCACAUAAUAACACAAACCAGCAAUCAUACAAGGUGCUUGAGGUGCCUGAAGUACAGGAAUUUGACACCAUAUGUACAGGUUACUUUAUUUGUACCCAAUGGUAGAUUUAAGAAGCCGGCAUCCAUCCAGAAACAAUUCAAAAUUAUAACAUGCAAUCAUAAAAGGCAAAACACAAUGUACCAUCACAAAAAUGUGCUCAGAUGCUUUGCAAUCAACAGAAGAUUGAGAUAAGGUCAAAAAUCCCAUCAUGACAAUAAAUAAAUAAAAUAGAUAUGUGCAACUAUUGCUCUGACUAGUUCAAAUGGACAAAUGUAGCUGGUACAAAACUAUUCCUGUAUCAUUUAGGAAGUGAAGUCCUCUGAUACCUUGACAAUCAUACAUUUGUUAACUUGGUCCCUGUGAAAGCACUUGAAUCUAAUUGAAUGUCUUUACGAGGCAGGGGAUGCAGUGGACCAGCUGCUCCUGUGUUCGGGAUUGUUAAAUCACUGUUUCUUUUAAUGGAAUCUGGCUAUAAAGAGAGCAGUAUAACGGCUCAAUUUUACCGUGGGAAAAGUAAAUGCUGUCUGACAUUUUUCAUUCAAACCUUCAUUUCAGACUCUGGAAAUCAAUUGAGCGAAACCCUCCUUUACAAUGAUGCCGACCAAAAACAGAGACAUUAAAAAGAAUCAAACAAACAAAUAGAUAUUGAAAUAUUCCCCUCUCUC
Molecule: messenger RNA, 3962 nt
Organism: Plectropomus leopardus (leopard coralgrouper)
Lineage: Eukaryota; Metazoa; Chordata; Actinopteri; Perciformes; Serranidae
Gene: sv2a
Product: synaptic vesicle glycoprotein 2A
Biological process (GO): chemical synaptic transmission; transmembrane transport
Cellular component (GO): neuron projection; synaptic vesicle membrane
Molecular function (GO): transmembrane transporter activity
Source: RefSeq, a predicted model, not a curated record